Molecule: messenger RNA, 2270 nt
Organism: Sorex fumeus (smoky shrew)
Lineage: Eukaryota; Metazoa; Chordata; Mammalia; Eulipotyphla; Soricidae
Gene: FASTKD4
Product: transforming growth factor beta regulator 4
Exons: 11
Coding region: 237-2135 (632 amino acids)
Biological process (GO): mitochondrial RNA processing; regulation of mitochondrial mRNA stability
Cellular component (GO): ribonucleoprotein granule; mitochondrial matrix
Molecular function (GO): RNA binding
Source: RefSeq, a predicted model, not a curated record
GGGGCACAUGGAGGUCAGCGGCCGUGACAGCGGCCGCGGGGCCCCGUAGUCGCCGCCGCGGGACGAGGAGCAGCUCGGCGUGGGCCUCGCGGGCACCGAGCCGGGAGGGGCGCGCGGCCGAGCCGCCGUGCAGGUUGGAGCGUCAGGAACUGCCCCUUGCACUGUCCCCUUCUCUUUCUCGCCAGGGCUUUUGAAUCACUCGUGGGAGAUUGGCUUCCCUGCCACCCGGAACUGUCAUGGCAGCACAGCUGAUGAAGCGAUGCUCGUGUCUCCUGAGAGAAGUCUGCCGUCUAGCACCAGUCGUCUCUCCCGCCGGCCCGCUGAGACUAGUCGGGGUGGCCCAUAAAACCCUUGCUUCCUCGGCCACGACAGCCACUUCCAACUUCCCAGGACCCUUGUCAGAACUUGUGGAGAGGGAGCAAGUGUUUACUCCGUAUCCGGAGCGUCAGGAGGUGGACCAGCUCAUUGAGAAGGCCACUCGGCCGGAGGACAUUCUGGCCCUGCUGGGUGCCGGCCACUGCCUGCACCAGAACCAUGCAGCCCUCAUGCUCAUCCAGAUCUCGCGCUUGCUGUCCGAGAAGCCAGAGGACAAAGCCGUGCUCAUACAGGACGCCCGCUUUCAGCAGCUGCUCCAGCUCGCCAACAGCCAGGUCACCGCCGUCUGGCACGGAACCCUGGUGAAGCUGCUCCGCAGCCUCUACACGCUGCCGCUGCCCGCGGCCUCCCGGGAGCUGCGCUCGGUGGAGCAGGAGGUGCGCUGGCGCCUGCGCAGGCUGAAGUACAAGCACCUGGCCUUCCUGGCCGAGUCCAGUGCCGGCCACAUGCAGGGCAGGGACUCCCAGGAGCUGCUCACCGAGCUGCUUGUGCACCUGGAGCGGCGCUGGGCGGAGAUCGAGGACGGGCGCACGCUGGUCGCCAUCAUGAUGAAGACGGGGCACCUGUCGGAGUCGCUGAUGACCCGCCUGGAGGACAAGUGCCUGGAACUGGUGGAGCAGUUUGGCCCCGAAGAGCUGCGGAAGGUGCUUGUGACACUGGCCACUCAGAACCGGCGCUCGGUCCCCUUGCUGCGGGCCAUCUCUUACCACCUGGUCCAGAAGCCCUUCACCCUCUCUAAGAGCGUUCUCCUGGACCUGGCCUACGCCUACGGCAAACUCGGCUUCCACCAGACUCAGGUGUUCCAGCGCCUGGCUGCCGACCUGCUUCCCUGCGUGCCCAGCCUCACAACCAGCGAGGUGGCCCGUUGCGCCAAGUCCUUUGCCUUCCUCAAGUGGCUCAACCUGCCCCUGUUUGAGGCCUUCACGCAGCACCUGCUCAGCAGAGCCCAGGACGUCUCUGUGCCUCACCUGUGCAACGUGUUGUUGGCCUUUGCCCGUCUCAACUUCCACCCGGAGCAGGGGGACAAGUUCUUCAGCCUGGUCCAUGAGAAGUUGGGGCCGGAGCUGGCCGAGCUGGACGCAGCCCUGCAGGUGGACGUGGUGUGGGCACUGUGUGUGCUGCAGCAGGCGCGGGCCGCGGAGCUGCAGCAGGUGCUCCGGCCAGAGCUGCACAGCCGGUUUCUAGGGGCCCGGUCACCGAAGGACCAGAGCACCUUCCAGAAGCUGCUGCACAUCAACGCCACUGCCCAGCUGGAGCUGCCCGAGUACACAGGCCCCCGGCUGCCCGCCUCAGCCCUGCUGCCCCCGCCCUCGGCCCCCGAGCCAAAGAUGACCCCUUUGCAGAAGGAGCUGCAGGAGACCCUCAGGGGGCUGCUGGGGGCCUCCGAUCGGGGCAGCUUUACGGUGCCCACGCAGUACGGCUGGGUCCUGGAUGCUGAGGCGCUUCUGGACUCCGAGGGUCACUUCCUGGCCCUGAGGGAUUUCGUGGCCCCGCACCUCGCCCAGCCUGCUGGAAGCCAGCCACUGCCCUCUGGGGCCAAGAGGCUGGCCUUCCUGCGCUGGGAGUUCCCCAACUUCAACAGCCGCAGCAAAGACCUGCUGGGGCGCUUCGUGCUGGCCCGGCGCCACGUGCUGGCCGCAGGCUUCCUAGUGGUCGAUGUCCCCUUCUACGAGUGGCUGGAACUGAAGUCGGAAUGGCAGAAAGGCGCCUACCUCAAGGACAAGAUUCGCAAAGCUGUGGCCGAGGACCUGGCCAAGUGACCUGCCCUGUGGAGGCCCUGGCAGGCAUGAGGGCCUCUGAGGACGAGCCGGGGUACAGGACCUUGGUGGGUGCACGGCUGCCGUCCCAGGCCCUCUUGGGGGUAUUAAAUCUGUCGUUUUGGGUUUCGACACCAG